AUUUUCCCCGUAGUGGAACAAUGCAAUUUUUUAGAAAUAUUGCGUUCGCGCUGGUGCUCACUUCUCUCUCAUUUAUUGGGCAGACCAUGGCAGACCGGGUCACAGAGGAUCCCGAGUAUACGCCAGACAGUGUGAGUUGGGAAAAAUCAUCUCAAAGUAAGACCCAUGUAUCCUAUAGCAUGCCGCAUACUCUUAGCGAUAAUUAUAUUGUCACCCUGAUUAAGUUGAACUGGUAUGCGGCUUAUGCAUUUUGUGAGCAAAAUAACUGGAGUCUGAUUCAAAUUGAAACGGCAAAGGAUCAAUUCGAAGUGCAAAAUUAUCUAAACUUUUUUAAUCUUCAAGCUAACGACUUCUGGACAGCCGGCAACAAUUUAGCAGAUCUGCGGAACUUUCGUUGGGACUAUGAUGGACCCCAAUUUAGGUUCAUGAAUUGGGAAUUUGGUCAACCUGAUAAUUCAGAGGGCAGAGAACAUUGUGUUAAAUUGAUCGAAAAUUCUUUGCAAUGGGGCGAUGAUUCUUGCGAGAAUAGUUAUCAUUUCAUAUGCCAAAGGUUUUCUCAUAAUAAUACCGAGAUGUCAUACGGAUAUGGGUAUAUGUAAAAAAGAAUCUGUAGUGUUUGUAGAAAACUUUAAAAUAAAAUUUGUAAUCAAGUUUUAAUAA
Molecule: messenger RNA, 660 nt
Organism: Anastrepha obliqua
Lineage: Eukaryota; Metazoa; Arthropoda; Insecta; Diptera; Tephritidae
Product: C-type lectin 37Db-like
Exons: 3
Coding region: 21-599 (192 amino acids)
Biological process (GO): biological process involved in interspecies interaction between organisms
Cellular component (GO): external side of plasma membrane
Molecular function (GO): carbohydrate binding
Source: RefSeq, a predicted model, not a curated record